AUGGCUCAAACUGACUUCUUGUACCAGUACUGUGGAAAUGAUGUAGGUAACUACACUAACAACAGCAACUUCCAAAGAAACCUCAACAGUCUCUUGUCUUCCUUGGAUUCCAAUACCCAAAUUGACUACGGAUUUUACAAUCUAUCUGUUGGCCAAACUGGCCCUGACCAAGCAAAUGCAAUUGCACUUUGCAGAGGAGAUAUUGGAGUAGACGAAUGUCGAAGUUGUAUUGGAAAUUCUACGGGUAAGAUCUUACAGGUUUGUCCUAAUCAGAAAGUGGCAUUUGGAGUAUCUGACAUCUGUACUCUACGAUACUCCAACAAAUCCAUAUUUGGUGUCAUGGAAGGCAGUCCAGUAUCCAUGCUUUGGAACACGAGAAAUGCAACAGACGUGAAUCAGUUCAAUCAGGCUCUUCAAACAUUAAUGAGUAGACUUCGAAGUACAGCUGCAUCAGGGAACUCUCUCCGGAAGUUUGCGACGGGAGAUGAAGCUGCCGGAUUUGACAAAAUAUUUGGACUUGUUCAGUGCUCACCUGAUUUAUCUGAGAACCAGUGUGAUGGCUGCCUAGCUGGGGCCAUUCGGGAGAUUGCUACAUGUUGUGAUGGACAGAUUGUAGGAAAACAAGGAGCGAGAAUUACAAAACCAAGCUGCAAUAUCAGGUAUGAAAACAGCCGUUUCUUUGGAGUUACACCUGCCAUACCCCAGCUUCCGACUCCGUCAUCACCGCAAACACCAGCAGCAGAAGGCAAGAAGAGCAACAAAGCACGAACUAUUAUUCUCAUAAUUGUUCCAACUGUCAGCGUUGCGAUACUUAUUCUUUGCAUCUGCAUCUUUUUAAGAAUCCGGAAGCCGAAGGAAAAAGUUGAAAAUAUGUCCUCUUCAGUGGGAUACGAUUCGAGGGUGGCUGAGUCCUCAGAGGCCAAAGCAGAACUGCUUCCAUUGGCUGCUAAUGACGAGGCGUCAAUUACUGAGCUAUAUCCUCGAUAA
Dovyalis caffra is the source of this 987-nucleotide messenger RNA. NCBI's taxonomy places the organism in Eukaryota, Viridiplantae, Streptophyta, Magnoliopsida, Malpighiales, Salicaceae. The record is from the annotation of a GenBank genome assembly.